AAGAACAUAUUGAGGGGUAUAAAUGUAAAUAACGAAUGUCAUCCUCUUCCAGUCCCGCUCUCCUAUCAGCUAGUCCUCCACACAGCUUUGCGUCUUCACCACCAGAAAAUAAAAACACACGACACGAGCACUUUCACAGUUUCACUUGUAAAAAUCCAAACAGAUAAAUAUCUUCCAUCCAUGGACGAAAACGCAGGCACAAAAAGAUAGCAGGUAGUCCAUAAAAUCUGCAGAGCGAGGUGCAAUGGCAUCCUUGUCCGCUUACAUAUUCAUCCACACCCCAAAAUCGCACUCCUUAACCCUCUCGCGCAGAACAUUUAAAUCCGCACACUUCAACUGCGUCACUCAUCUGGCGGCGCCAAUCCUUCCCUCUUCCGCGAAGCACAGGAGCCGGAGAUCCUCGGUUGCCGUAAUUAGGGCUAGCAGCAGCAGCAGCGGUGUUGAUGUCGUCACGUCAGCAAUCAGGCCUGGCGGCGCCGUCGAGAGCGAUAAAUUGCCGUCCGACGUGCGGAAGAGAGCUAUGGAUGCCAUUGAUUCCAGCGGGAGGCGAGUCACAAUCGGUGAUGUGGCGAGUAAGGCCGGGUUGAAGCUGAAUGAAGCUCAGAAAGCUCUUCAAGCCCUGGCUGCCGAUACCAAUGGCUUCUUGGAGGUGUCAGAUGAAGGAGAUGUUUUGUAUGUUUUCCCCAAGGAUUAUAGAUCAAAACUUGCUGCUAAAUCGUUUGGGAUGAAGAUUGAACCUUUGUUGGAGAAGGGAAAGAUGGCGGUGGAGUAUUUUGUGAGAGUUUCAUUCGGGACAGCACUUAUUGCAUCCAUUGUUCUUGUUUAUACCACGAUUAUUGCCAUAGCCUCGAGUAGUCGUGAUUCGGAUGACCGUGGCAGACGGGGAAGAUCAUAUGACAGUGGAUUUACUUUCUAUUUAAGUCCAACAGAUUUAUUCUGGUAUUGGGAUCCGUAUUAUUACAGGAGGCGUAGAGUACGGGAAGAUGAUGGUGGAAUGAACUUCAUUGAAUCUGUUUUCUCCUUUGUGUUUGGUGAUGGUGAUCCCAAUCAAGGGAUUGAAGAAGAGAGGUGGAAGUUGAUAGGACAAUACAUAGCAACAAAUGGUGGUACUGUCACAGCAGAAGAACUUGCUCCAUAUCUUGAUGUAGAGAAUGCUGAGAAGAAGGAUGAUGACUCAUACAUACUACCGGUGCUACUAAGAUUCGAUGGUCAGCCAGAAGUAGAUGAAGAGGGGAAUAUUUUAUACCGUUUUCCUUCACUACAACGCACUGCGGCUCCACAGAGGAGUGGACGGAAAGAAUAUGUUGGAAGAAAAUGGUCUGAUUUGGAUGGAAUUCGAAAGUUCUUUAAGGAAAAUAAAUGGAAAUUUAGCAAAACCAGUUCUUCAGAGAGGGCAAUGGUGAUUGGUCUUGGAGGCCUAAAUCUAUUUGGGGUCCUGAUUCUAGGCUCCAUGUUGAAGACAAUGACAGUUAGCCCCAGUGGGUUCGUCUCAUUUGUCUCUGAAAUAUUUCCCCUACUUCAGAUCUAUGCCGGCUCUUUCUUUGCAAUUCCGUUAAUUCGGUGGUUUUUCGUUCAAAACAAAAAUGCUAAAAUCGUUCAAAGGAAUCGUGCCAGGGAACAAUGGGCCAGGGCUUUAGAAUCACCUGGUCUUUCUUUAAGGCGGAAGCUUUUAAGUGCUCGGGACAUGGCACAGCGGACAUUCAUUGGACAGGAUAGAAUUGUCUAUAGUACGGAGAAGGAUUUAUAUGACCAGGAUUACGAGGCCCGGGAAUGGGAUUUGAGAUUCAAGGAGAUUGAAAAAUCUGACUAGUCAAGAUUUUCUGUAAAUUUUUGUUCACAAUAGGGAUACUUAUACUAUUCAUUACAUGCAAAUGCAAGCAAGAUCGGUCUUUGUCCAUAAACCGUGGUCACAGUUUGUGAAUGAGCUUCAGCUGUAUGUUGUUCUAUUUGUAAUGUUGCAAUAUGGAUGCGAGUUGCGACUUAUAAUCACUUUCAUCAUUCCCCUUUCCCAUAAUA
Striga asiatica is the source of this 2016-nucleotide messenger RNA. The record is from the annotation of a GenBank genome assembly. NCBI's taxonomy places the organism in Eukaryota, Viridiplantae, Streptophyta, Magnoliopsida, Lamiales, Orobanchaceae.